AAAGACUCGUCAUGUCUGAGUGCAGAUGAAUACGACUGCGCAUGCGUGGCUCUUCACAACCUUACCGACCAGGAACCUAACAGAAGGAGAUGAGGGCGCUGUGUGUAUUUGCUGUGCUCGCCUCAUUGGCCCUGGUGGCUACCGGGGAGGAAGGAGCUCGACUGCUCGCCUCCAAGUCCCUGCUAAAUCGCUACGCCGUGGAGGGCCGAGACCUGACGCUGCAGUACAACAUCUACAACGUAGGCACCAGCGCCGCACUGGAAGUGGAGCUCUCUGACGACUCGUUUCCUCCUGAGGAUUUUGGCAUCGUCUCCGGGAUGCUUAAUGUGAAGUGGGACCGCAUCGCCCCCGCCAGUAAUGUGUCUCAUACAGUCGUUCUGCGUCCACUGAAAGCCGGCUACUUCAACUUUACCUCAGCCACCGUCAGUUACUUGGCCCAAGAAGGAGGUCAAGUUGUGGUUGGCUACACCAGCGCUCCUGGUCAGGGAGGCAUUCUGGCCCAGAGGGAGUUUGACAGACGCUUUUCUCCACAUUAUCUGGACUGGGCUGCUUUUGGUGUGAUGACUCUGCCCUCCAUUGGCAUCCCGCUGCUCCUCUGGUACUCCAGCAAGAGGAAAUACGACUCCCCCAAGACCAAGAAGAACUAAUAUGUGUAGGGUUAAAGCAUUACAAAAGGAAUCAAGGAAAGGGGUAGGAAUGUACGUUGAUAAAAAAAAUUUUCCAGAGGUUUUCAAUCAUUUUAUUACCCAUAUUGGGGGUAACAUGACCAUGGAUUCAAGUUCAGACAGUUCUUACGGGACGGCCAGAUUUCUUUCUUUUUCCACCCGUUCGGAAGAAUGACCGAGGUCCUCUUUCCUUCUUUAGAACUCAUCGAUCGCCAUCCCAGGCUAUGAGGCAACCUUUUUUUGUUGUUGUUUGUGAUCAAGCAUUUAAAGACAAAUUGAUUUAUUACUGCUGAGAUUUACAAUGGAAAUAACAAAUAAAAGUGGGUUUUUACAAAAUAAAAA
Molecule: messenger RNA, 1007 nt
Organism: Clarias gariepinus (North African catfish)
Lineage: Eukaryota; Metazoa; Chordata; Actinopteri; Siluriformes; Clariidae
Product: translocon-associated protein subunit beta
Exons: 6
Coding region: 90-647 (185 amino acids)
Cellular component (GO): membrane; endoplasmic reticulum
Source: RefSeq, a predicted model, not a curated record